This is a messenger RNA of Vidua macroura (Pin-tailed whydah), 3983 nucleotides long. It is a transcript of the gene TMX3, whose product is annotated as thioredoxin related transmembrane protein 3. The transcript has 15 exons. NCBI's taxonomy places the organism in Eukaryota, Metazoa, Chordata, Aves, Passeriformes, Viduidae. Gene Ontology annotation, cellular component: endoplasmic reticulum. Gene Ontology annotation, molecular function: protein disulfide isomerase activity. The record is from RefSeq and is a predicted model, not a curated record. The coding region runs from base 13 to 1287 and encodes 424 amino acids. Gene Ontology annotation, biological process: peptidyl-cysteine oxidation.
GGCUCUGUCAACAUGGCAGCGGCGCCAGGCGGGCGGCCGCGCUGCCUCCUCUGGGCGGCAGUGGUUGCACAUGUGGUGGCGUCAGGUGCAGGUUUUGUGGAGGAUCUAGAUGAGUCGUUUAAAGAAAACCGUAAAGAUGAUAUUUGGCUUGUAGAUUUUUAUGCACCUUGGUGUGGCCACUGUAAGAAGCUAGAGCCUGUGUGGAAUGAAGUGGGCAUAGAAAUGCGAAACAUGGGUUCUCCAGUAAAAGUUGGGAAGAUGGAUGCAACUUCCUUUUCUAGUAUUGCAUCUGAAUUUGGAGUGCGAGGCUAUCCAACAAUUAAGCUCUUGAAAGGUGACUUGGCAUACAACUACAGAGGACCUAGAACCAAAGAUGAUAUAAUUGAAUUUGCUAAUAGAGUGGCAGGACCUCUCAUCAGGCCACUUCCUAGCCAGCAUAUGUUUGAGCAUGUGCAAAAGAGGCAUCGUGUACUUUUUGUAUAUGUUGGUGGUGAAUCUCCUUUAAAGGAAAAAUACAUUGAGGUUGCUUCAGAACUAAUAGUUUAUACAUACUUUUUUUCUGCCUCAGAAGAUGUGCUGCCUGAGUACGUGACAUUGCCUGAAUUGCCUGCUGUUAUGGUCUUCAAAGAUGGAACUUACUUUGUGUAUGAUGGAAAACUUGUGGCUAUUGCAGUCAUUGAUGAUAAAAACUCUUCAGUGGAACAUACCAGAUUAAAGUCUAUUAUUCAGGAAGUUGCCAGAGAUUAUCGGGAUCACUUUCACAGGGAUUUCCAGUUUGGCCAUAUGGAUGGAAAUGAUUACAUUAAUAGUUUACUAAUGGAUGACUUGACAAUCCCUACUAUUGUUGUAUUGAAUACCUCCAAUCAGCAGUAUUUUCUACCAGAUAGGCACAUUGAGAGCACAGAAGACCUGGUUCAAUUUAUUAACAAUAUCCUGGAUGGUACAGCUGAAGCACAGGGUGGUGAUGGACUUCUACAACGAAUCAAGAGAAUAAUAUACGAUGCCAAGUCUACUAUAGUGUCUGUGUUCAAGAGUUCACCACUGCUGGGAUGCUUUCUCUUUGGGUUACCCUUGGGGGUCAUCAGCAUCAUGUGUUAUGGAAUCUGCACAGCUGAUACAGAGGGAGAGGUGUUUGAGCAUGAGGGAGCUAAAAAAGAAAGUGGUGAUCGAGAGCUCACAGAUGAAGGCAGUGAGGAAGAACAAGAGGAGGAAAAGAAUGGAAAAUACACAGAACUUUCAGAUGGAGAGCUUAAACAGAAAGACAUUAUGGAAAAGAAAAAAGACUAACUUGUUUAGCAAGAGAAUUCUCUAGAAUUUCCAAAUAGACUUAUUUAUUGGCGGUUGUCAUUUAUUGGUUAUCUCCAUGAAAGAGGAUUGUUUUAUCUGCAUAACGGUAGUUUUGACUUGCAUGUAUUCACAUUUUCUCAGAAAUUGACAGAAAAAAAUUGGUGUUCUCUUAAUUGUCCUUAGUAGAUUAACAAAGAGCAAUUUAAAUGGAAGAAAUUUUCAGGUACAGUUCUAUACCAUUUUUGUAAGAAUUUUGAAUUGUUCAUUUCCAGAACAGAGGUAAUGUUACUUGACCUUACUGUAUGUGAUGAACUGCUACUAAUAUUGCCCAGCUAUGCACUGAUUCAUAUAAAAUUAAAGCUGAAAACAAGGAAAGAGAACUGUAAAGUGUUUUAGGCACGAUAGCUGAAGACAACUUAAAAGUUUCCUAAGAAGUCACAUGUUCUACCUGUUGCACAUUAUUAUGGGAAAAGGAAAACAAAACCAAAACAACAAACUUUUCUAUUUUAUCAAAUUAAAUGUAAAUUUUUGGGAAUUGGAGGACCGUUCUACCAUAUAUGCUAAGUGUUUAUUAAGAAUAUUGGAAAAUUAUGUUAAAAACCUUUUAGAACAUGAUUGCCUGUUAAUCACUUUCUGUAAAGUGCUUGCACACUUAGAGUGCAAAAGAUCUGCAAGAUUUUUGAAUCCGCAGCACAACUUGAUAAAGGAAGACGUCAAUGUGAACACCUUCUGACCAUUUGUAGAACUCUCUAAUGACAAGCUUUUUGAAUGGUAUGUAUUUAUUUUACAGUGUUUACUUGAGUUUGUUAUAUAUAUUUGAGAUAGGUAGUUUUGUUUUGAGACUGUUACCUACUCUGAAGGAGGGAGUUAAUGGAGCUUAAUAUUAACAUUGAUAGAGAUUGAUCAGUAUAAAGCAUUUUUGUUACCUGUGUCGUCAUAAAAGCCACUUCUAAUCCAAACCCGUGACUGCAAAAAGGACUAAUUUGUGUCCAGGGCUAAAACUCUCCAGUGAUAAGCUGUAAAGCAGCCUUUGGCAUCAAUGUCAUGGAAAGUACCACAGAAACAAAACUUAUAUUUUUCUGCUUCAAACUAUUCAUGCUGGGUUUUUUUCAUGCUGGGUUUUUCAUUUUAUUUAUCUUUUUUUUUAAGGGUAUAUUACUGUAUAAUACAAAAUAUAUCCUCCUUAUAAGGCAGCCUGGUCACAUAAGAAAUUGCUUUGCUGUAGCACUAAAUUAAGGAAUUUUAAAUUGUAACCAUGAGUAAGCUUAAAUAGACAAAUUCUAUGUUUGAGUAAAUUUGGUGAUGCUGUAGAAUCAUAACCAGGGAAAAAAGUAUUGCAUUCUUUUUCCCUGUGGGAAAGUAACCUGUUUCUUCUGUUUAAGUAGCUUGGUAACAGCUGCCUUCACAUUGCCAUGCAGAGUACCUUAAGUAGAUCUAUGACUUGAAAGAUUUUGGCUAUCAAACAGUAUAAACAGCAUGCAAAGAGAUUAGGAAAUUUUUUUGGAAAAAUUCCAUGUCUGAUUAUGAAUACAAACCUUCUCCUUUUUGAAGGAAAGAUUAUAAGUGAUGUCAUAGAACACUGAGUAGCAGGUAUCUGUUAGAGUUUUUUUCCCCCUUUUUUUGUUUUCUCUGUUGUCUUUCUAUGAAUUGCCUUUUUUUAAUUUUUGUCAUUAUAGCCAGUUGUACAUAGUGACUUGAGCUUUCUUGCUUUUUGUUGAGGUUUUAUUUUUGGUAGAACCUUUGAGAGGUGUAGAUUUAGUAUAUACAUGAGGAAUAGGUGCUUAAAAAUGUGUUUAGAAAGGGAUUUUUUUUUUUAUGGUAUUGAGCUCCUGAGCUGUUGAAAAAAUUUUAAAAAUCACUUAAUGAAAAACUUUUAAUUUUUUUUGGACUUCUGCACAACUCAGUGCUGAUAGUCAAAAUAUAGGACUAUUAAGACAGUAGUAUGUUUUCUUUGUCUCUUUUUUUAAAUUUUCAGUGCAGAUCAGUUGCAUAUUUAAUGUUGGCUCAGGCUGGAAACCUGCAGCUUUUGACUUAAUAAAAAAACCUGAAGUGGCCACUGGAGCCAUUCUGUUCCUUCUCUGGAGUGUAAUGAAAAGAAAAAAAAAAAAAAAAACUGAGUUCUGCUGCACUGCUAAGAAAUGUUUCAACAUGGAGCCUUCUUUUUUUGUGGUUAUUUUUGUUUGUGUUUAUAAUCAUAGUAGUCAGUUGACUUGCUGGGAAGUAUUCUGAGAUGUGGACCUGAAUAAUGAUAAAUACUGUGGAAGAAACAGACCAUACUGGGAUCUGUUCAAACUGUAGCACUUAAUAGCUAGAGUUAGGAGGAAAGCCUGUAUGUCAGUCACUUCUGAACUCUAAUAUCUAUCAGAUUUGUACUGAAUUGUUGAAAAUUAGACUUGAAAUGUACUGCUGUUUUCAUCAAAUCCUUCCCCCAGCUACAUUGAACAAGUCAUGGGGAGGAAAAAGGGGGACGGGUCAUAUACUGGGUGUCAGAAGAGAUGUGAAAUUAAAGUCUUUGCUGUGGUCACUCAAGUAAUCUAGAAUGCUGUCUGAGGAGGGGCAUUUUAUUUCUUUUCUUCAGUCUCUAGAGGUUUCUUAAAGCAACUUCACUGUAAUAACUUUGAAUUCAUAAAAUAAUGCUGCUUUUUUAAGUUAAGUGUAAGCCUUUUGUUUUUCUGUAAUAAAAAGGAUUUAAAAGA